AUGGACUCACCCAACAGUGCUCUUUCCGCCCUCGCUGGCCUGGCCAUCUUCUUCAUCUUGAAGAAACUUCUGGAUACUCUCCUCGGAGCGAAGAAAUACGGCCGCCCAUACCCACCCGGACCGGCCCCCAAGUUCUUAAUUGGAAACGCACUUGAUCUUCCGUUGAAGGACUCAGCGAAGCACUUCCGAGAAGUGGGAAAGGAGCUGGACAGUGAUUUAGUCUUUCUAACGGCGCUGGGGAAUCACGUCCUCUUCAUCAACAAGCGCGAAAUCGCCGACGAGCUUCUAGAGCGCCGCUCGAAGAUAUACUCGAGUCGCACCCAGAUCCCAACGACCGCGAUAAUGGGAUGGGACAAGCACAACGUAGCAAUGAUGGACUACGGGGAGGAAUGGCGCCUCAACCGCAAAGCAUGCCAGCAGCACCUCAACCGUCGCCACGCGCGGGCGUACGAGCCUGUCCAGCUCCGGCAGGUGCACAAAAUGCUCGACAAUCUUCUCCGCGCGCCGGAGGAUUUCUUCAAACACAACGAGAUACUUUCGAUCGCCAUUACGAUGGACAUAAUGUACGGCUACCAAGUGGACAGCCUCGACGAUCCUGCUGUCAUCGCAGCCGCGAAGAACGUCGCGUUGGCCAUCCCGCUGCUUAUGCCUGGUGGUGCCUUAAUGAACAUCUUCCCGAUUCUGAAACACGUUCCGUCCUGGGUUCCUGGUGCAAUGGCUCGGAAACGUGCAGAGGAAUGUGCCUUUUGGAAUAAUGAGCUCAUCAGAAUACCGCUGGAAUACGUCAAGACGCGGGUGGGUGCGGGCACGGCCAGGCCGUCUGUAAUAUCGGACAUGAUUAAGAGGAAGGACACAGUUGGAAUCUCGGAGCAGGAGGAAAGAGUGCUCUCGAAUAUGGCAUACACGGCUUAUAGCGCUGCGUCGGACACUACGAUGUCGGCAAAUGGAACGUUUAUCCACAUGAUGCUGACCCACCCUGAAGUCCAGAAAAAAGCUCAAGCCGAGAUUGACAUGGUCAUCGGCACGUCUCGGCUUCCCACCUUCGACGAUCGCGCUUCCCUUCCUUACGUUGAAGCCGUGUACCGUGAAGUGAUGCGGUACAACCCUCCUCUGAGCAUCGGCGUGGCGCAUGCCUCUGCGGAGGAUGACUAUUAUAAUGGAUAUUUUAUCCCCAAAGGAACUACCAUUUUUGCCAAUCUCUGGGCUAUAGCCCACGAUGAGGAGAAGUACCCCGAGCCGGACAAAUUUAAUCCAGAGAGGUUCUUCACAGAGAGUGGUGAAUUGAACGGAGACAGUCGCGUUCUGGCCUAUGGAUUCGGGAGACGCGCCUGUGUUGGAAAGCAUGUGGCUAGUGCUACGAUGUGGAUCACGAUCGCCUCAAUACUAUCAGGCUUCAGUAUCGACAAGGCGAGAGACGAGCUCGGCAAUGAAAUUGAGAUUGACCAUGGUUACGAGGAUUUAGGGAUGAUAAUUCAUAAGAAGCCAUUCAAGUGUUCGAUCCUGCCCCGCUCGGACCUGGUUCCGAGGCUUAUUAAAGAGGCUUUGUCAGAGGGGAAGUAA
Molecule: messenger RNA, 1560 nt
Organism: Cyclocybe aegerita
Lineage: Eukaryota; Fungi; Basidiomycota; Agaricomycetes; Agaricales; Hemipholiotaceae
Source: the annotation of a GenBank genome assembly